GCUUCACUGUUCCUCAUGAACAAAGAUCAGCACUCACCACAUUGUACAAUGUUGGGUUCUUGCUGAAAUCACAACCCCCCGGAUUAGGGUGCUGAAGGCUCAUUUUCUGGGGCGCUGUGAAAUGUGGGGUUUCCAUAGAAAUGGACAGAAAUGGGAUUCAGCGGUCGGAAACAGCCCGGGUGAAAAUAACAUGGAUGCCCAGGGGAAUCCAGACGUAUGGUAACCCAUGCUGGAUGUGUAGAUUUUGAAAUAUGGCAACCCUAACUGAUCAAAGUUAAAAGGGGGGGGGCACUUCUCUUGACUGGUAGCAGACAACGUCAUCUUAGGCAAUGAGAUUAUGAAGGGUGUAUCGACUCCCACAAUGCAAAGAGGCGCACAUGACCAACAACCAAUAAGAAACUGAGGACCAUCUAUCUGCAAGGUAGGAUUAUGCAGCUGUCUAUUAAGAGGAUGAAACCUGCAACCUUUGUAUUGUGACUUGUAGCUGAAUUUGAAUCAUUUUCCUUACUUUGUAGCAGCUUGUUUGUAAGAGCGAUUCAAAAAAGAGGUUGUUCUAACAAUAAAAAAUUAUAUCGAUAAUUAUAUAUUAUUAUAAUAUAUUAUUAUACUACAUGGUAUUAUUAUGCUUAAUUGUAUAUAAUUAAUGAUUAUAUAUUAUUCUAACACAUUAUUAUAUUAUAUUAUAAUAUAAUAUUAGUACAAUCAAUUGUAUAUAGUUAUUAAUUAACAAGGACAACAAAAAUAAUUUCCCCCGCUGCCCUACUCGAUGCUAGAGGUCUCACGGCAGCCUAUUGUAAGCCCACUCUCCCGCCCCGCGCAUGCGCCAGUUUUAAAGGAAAACUCCCGCUCGCCAUUGGUUGAAGGGCGCCGCCGAUCGCUCUGGCCAAAGAGGGCGGAGGGAAGGCCCCAACCCAUUGGCUGGCGUUUUCCGAACGGUGCGCGCGGCGAUUGGGUGCGGGGGCGUUCCGCGCGGCGAUUGGCCUCGCGUUUCUCACGGACACCGCCCUGAUUGGUGGGGGCGGCCGGGUUUGAAAUUCGGGACUGGCGGUUGGGACUCCUAACUGCCGAGGAUCAUUGUUAUUGUCGGGUUGCGAGGGGGGAGGGGAGGGGGAGACAGGCGGUUUGCUGUCGAGGCCCUUGACCGUAUUCCUGAGGGGAAAAAGGAACCGGCGGCGACGAGGAGGCGGGGACCCACCUUGGUCGACGGAGCCAUGGCCGUCUCGAGGCAGGACGGGGGAGCGACGGGGCUCCGGAGGGCGAGUCCUGGCGGCCCGGGGCGGCGGCGGCGGCGCUGGGCUACGGCCGGCGAAGGGGACGGCGGCGGCGAAGAGGAGGCCGACGCCGCGCUGACGCUGGUCCCCUUCUCGCCGGCGCCCGUGCUCAGCUUCGGCGCCGUCCGCGUGGGCACGUCGCGCCUCCGACGCCUGGCUCUCGAGAACCCGAACGCCGAGCCCGUCCGCGUGGUCGUCGGGAGACCCCCGCCCGCCGCCAAGGGCUUCGCCGUGCAGGAGCCGCGCCACUGGCUGCUGCAGGUGAGGAGAGCGGCGGGGGGACUGAUCAAGGAAGGUGGGGAGGGGGCGUCCCUGCUCGGGCCUGUUGCUGGCCAGUAAGAAGCUCUGCUCCUGUUAAGGAAGGGUUAAAGUAGGGACGGAGCUCCGCGUGUGUAAUAUAUAUGUGUCUGUGUUUGUGUAACUUUGCAUAUAUAUACACACACACACAUAUAUACAUAUAUACAUAUACAUACAUACAUACAUAUAUAUAUAUACACACACACACACACACAUCUAUUUUUAUAUAUAUAUAUAUAUAUAUAUAUAUAUUUGUGGGUGUGUAACUUUGCAUAUGUUUGCAUAUAUACACACUCUCUCUCUCUCUCUCUCACACACACACACAUGUAUAUAUUUGUUUUUGUUUUUUUAAAAUGAUAUUUAUUAAAAUUUCAAAAGAAUAAGAUCACAUUAAUAAAAAAAUUGACAAUAAAAAGGAAAAAAUACAAAGUACAAAAGAGAAAAAACAGUUAAAAACAAUUCCAUCUUUUCAUCACUACUUUUACAUUUACUUGUUUCCCGGACCUCCUCAUACCUCCCUCUUUUGUAUUCCAAUUCAGUUUGUUAGUCCAGCAAUUCCUUUCCCUCCUUUUUAAUCCUGAUCUUUAAUCUUGAUAUGUUAUAACAUUAAAUUUUUACCUAUUAAAAACCAAUUUUCCCAUAUUCUUUUAUACCAUUACCGCUAGAACCGCUUAACUUCAAUCCGUCAUCAUUCUAACAUUCAUUAAUUUUACAAUAUUUCUGUAAGUAGUCUUCUUCCACCGACUCUUCUCCCUGGUCUCGGAUUCUGCCAGUCAUUUCCGCCAAACACAAAUGUAUAUAUUUGUGUGUGGGUGUGUGUAACUUUGCAUAUGAUUUUAAGUGAAGAGAUCCUAAACCUGUCAGCUGUGUGUAUACGAACAUGUAUGAGUGCUGGCUGUGCACAUGUGAGUCCAGGUACACACUCAGUGCCGGAUUUACAUAUAAGCUAAACAAGCUAUAGCUCAGGGCCCCACUCUCUUGGGGGCCCCCCAAAAAAUAAAGGAAAAGAAAACUGGAUGUACAUUUCCAAAAUAUAAGAUAAAAAAUAGAAUAAAACCUACAUCAACAGUGUUUUGUGUUGUGUAGGCUCCUAUUUGUUAUGUGCAAAUGGCUUUAGAUACCUAUUAGGUCCAUAAAUUACCUUAUAGCAUAUAUUCAGCGCAAAAAACAGCAACAAUUUGUUGUUGACAAAGGACAGCUGGACAUAUAAAGGGCCCCAUUACCUUCAGUAGCUAAGGGCCUCAUCAGACCUAAAUCCGGCCCUGUAUACACUUGUAACACCCUGGAACUGUAUACACUUGUAACACCCUGUAUACACUUGUAACACCCUGGAACACUCCUGGAACUGGAGAGUAGUAAUAGUAGUAGUGUGUAACAACAAUCAAUUGUUUCUACAGACAAAACUUUACUCAAGGUGACAAAUGUAUGUUGAAUCAAAAGAGAAUACUAGGAUAUUCACAGAAGAUUUAUCAGCAGUUCUUACCAAUGAUGAUGUACAAUAGAAUAUCAUUGCAUGAAAUAGGGUAAUGCAUAUAUCUUUAUAGUGUGACUACAUAUUUGCAGAGUAUUUUUAGCCAUAAGGAAUGUGCCCAAUGGAUUUUAGGAGAGUUUGCUAAAGGAUUUUAUAGCAUAACGGGGAAAACCACUUAUUAGGAAAAUGGAAAAAAAGUCUGUCUACCUUGCCUGAUUUGGGAUGGGUGGUUUAAGCUUUCAAUUUCUAAUGUUUGGGGUCCACACAGAUAAGUGUUCUGUGAAGGAGAGGCCUGGGGAUAUGAGAUCUCUAGUGUGUAUAUGUACCAUUUUUCUUGUGCGUUUCUGCAUUGACUGAAGUGUUGUGCUGUGGUUUAACUGGUCUUUUUCUGACUCAAGGUGAGGUCCUAAACCUGGUAUUGUGAACAGCUUACUGGCUAAUAUUGUUGUAUCAUCUUCUUUUCUAUGCUAUUCUUUUUCUGCCCACUGUAGCCUUUGUAUCUCCGCAGGUGCAGCAUUGCACUGCUGCAAAAUACUAACCACAUUCGUAUAUGGCUCAUACGUUAUUUGAUGGGGGGAUGCAAUCUAGCCAAAAAUAUUUAGACAUCAUUUGUGGCAUACACAGAAAUGGAAAGAGAUUGUAAAUUGAGAAGUCCUGCAGUUGCCUGUCAAAGGAAAUAUACCAUCUUUCUAUGUUUUAUGCUUUUCUUUUGCAGUCUGGAGAGAGAAUAUUAAUUUCAGUAACGUGGACACCACUGGAAGGUGGUAAAGUGCGGGAGCUCAUAACUUUUGUUGUAAAUGAUGUUGUUAAACAUCAAGCAGUUUUGCUGGGUUCUGCUGAACAGUCUACAAAGAAAAAGGUACGGAACGUAUAUAUGCAUAAAAAAACUUUCCCAGUCUGCUUUGGCUUCCAAAGUGACCAUCCGGUUAUACAAGUGCUGUAGUAUAUUGAAAAUGCCUCUUUGUAAACCACUGGUAGGAGUGAAUGUUGUGCAGUGCAUGUUGAAGUUGCAGAAACUAAACUUUCUGAUGUGGUAUUGUCAGGGGUUUCCAUAGGUAAUAGAUCUGAGAGGUACAAGGUUUUGGAAAGUCUCCCUAGGUCUCUUUCACUGUCCCUUGCUUAAUUCUUGAUAUACCUUCCUUGGUUUGAUUUUAACCAUCCCUAGCAUCGCCAGAUGUUCUGAAAUCUACACCAUUAAAAAUGCCCAGUGUGAAUAAAUAUGCAGCGAUGCUACCUGUAUGAAUUCUGAGUAUUUUUUUAAAAUGACAAUACAUGGGCUCUUCAUAGCUUCUUAUUUCCUUUUACUUUGCAAAGUUGUGUCACUACUCAUACUUGCUGGAAAAAAUAGUACAGGCACCCCUCCACUUACAUGCGAUUGACAUGCGUGCAACUACACAUGCGUGGCGAUGGGAAUUAAAUAAAUACAGUACCUUGGGUUAUGUAUCCCUCUGGAUAUGUAAUCUUUGGGUUACGAACGUGGCAACCCUGGAAGUGUAUACUUCGGGGUUUCGCUGUGUGCGGAGAAGUGCUCAAUGGCGCCACAUGCGUGCGCAGAAGGGCGCCUCCAGUUUUGGACUUUUUGGGAUACAGCCGUGCCUCCGGAAUGGAUCCUGUCUAUAAACAGAGGUACCACAGUAGAGUCAAACCAGAAGAGAGCUGGAGAGUCCUUAUGGCUUGCAAGGAGCUGAAGAGGACUACAGUGAGGGAGGAAGAAGCUCCAAAGGGACCGGAGGCGCAGUGGCACUUUUCUUCGGCUGCUCAGCCUCCUCAACUAGCAGCUCAUAUGUGUGAUAGUGCAUCAACAGCAGCCACUUUUCCACACAUCCUUCAGCCAGCCCAAAGCUUCAACUCUAGUUGAAGAGAGAGUUGUAUGGACAGAUAGCUGGAGAGCAGGAAAGAAAUGAGCAUUAUGAGGCUUUUAGAGGGUGCUGCUCACACAAUGCAAUUUUCCUUAUACGUGCAGGGCCCUGGAGCAUUGCGUAACUGGGGGGGGCGGGGGCGCCUGUAUUUCUCAGCAUUAAGUAGGCUAUGAGCAGCAUUAUUUAUACAGUGAGGAAGAGGAAGGGCUACAUAGCUAAUAAGGGCUCUCAGUAUAUGCACAUUAAUAACUGGAUAUUUGUGUUGGUAUCAUUUUCAGAAAAGUCUUUGGGAUACAGUUAAAAAGAGAGCUCCUUCACGGCAAUCACAAUAUCAGAAGAAACUUCCCAUAAUCAAAAAUAUAAAUGAAACUUUUCAGAUGUCCAAAAAAACUGGAAGAGUUAGAAGCCCUCUCCAAGCCUGUGAGAACCUGGAAGUGAAUGGAUGCAGCAUUUCACCUAGUGGGAACAGUGUGAUCCUCUUAGAAAAUAGCUUCUUACACUCUCCAACUGAUCCCAUACUGCAAGAAAAACAGCAUGUCACUAAUUCCCCUCUUUCAAUGGGGAGAUCAGUUCCAUAUUUUGUUAUUGGUACAGCACCAUAUAAUGAAUUACAGCAGGAUACCAAACAGACCUGUACUGUUAUGCCAAAGUGUGAUGAUCUUGUGGAAACGAAAUUGGAAAGUGGACAUAUUAGUUCAGUGAAAGUGGAAAGUUCUAGCACAGAUUCAGUUUGCACACCAGAAAAUCUGAAAAGCUUUCCUUUGAAUCACAGGAAAAUUUUAAGCCCUGAUUCUUUUGUACACAAUAGCUAUGAACUUUGUGAAGAGCCUGCUAUAGCUACAAGAGUGCCAGUUCUUUCACCUGAUCAGUUUUUAAAAGAGAAUCAAAUAGUUAUUCAGCCAACUUCACAAGUACAUAAAUCGGUGUCCCAUUCUUCAAGUUUGGGAUCUUACACAAUUUGUUCACAACAGAAGGAAAGAAGGCAAAUUUUUACUUUUCCUGUGGAGUCUCAUUUUUCAAGCAAGCAACUUAAUGAUGCACACAGUAAAAAAAAUGCAACAUUUCAGUUUGAAAAGUUUGAACGAAAUGCAAGUGGGUGCAAGAAAAAUGACCCAGAUCAAAUUUGCUGCUUCCAGAAAGAACAUGGUAAAAAAAGGCCUCUGUUGUGCAACACAGUUACUAAAAGUAAGUCAGGUUGUCCUGAGGGACAAGGAAGGAACUUAUUAAAACCAAAAUCUAGAAAAUGCCUUUCUAAUGCAAUUCAGCGAUCUGUGGAUAAUGUUCCUGAAACAGCAAAAAUGAAAAUGUUGCCAGAACUUCCAGUUAUAGAACCUCCAGUUAUAUAUCACAGAAUUGAAACAGCUUCAGCUUGCUUAGGAAGAACAUCACAUAGUCAUAAAAGAAAAAGUGGAGAAUAUUUAGAAGAUACUAAUAGCGAAAGUGGUAAAUAUGUGGAGAACUUUGCAAGAAAAAAAAAGAUGUCCUUUGUGGAAAAUGAAGAUUGCAGUGCUUUGAAAGCAUCGAAUCCCAAAUGUGUGAACGGAGAAAAGCAAAGUCAGAAAAAGAAACCAGGUAAUUUAACCUUUUUUUCUGUUUAUUUGGAUAUGUUAAAUAAAAUAUUUGCCAUGGAUUGGUGAUGAAGACCAACUGUGACCAUUUAUAGCUGCUCUUCAAACAAAUUACAUUCAUUUGAUAGGCCUAAAGCGUAUUGCUUUCAUUUGACAUUGAGUCAGAGUAGUCCAUCAGUUUAAUCUGUCAUUCUUCUCUGGUAGGGACCAUGGCUUCUUUUCAUCUCUGGGCUAAUAUUGUCUGGGCAGCAAUAGUUACAUAUAUAAAUAGUCUCUUCUAGUCCCUUGGAAUUUUGGCACCUAGAAUUCCUAAGAGAAAAGCUUCUGGUUUCUUAGGAAAGGUUGUUUUAAACAUUUUUUUCAAUUCAUUAUAUAUCAUCUCCCAAAAUUCUUUUACUACUUUACAAGUCUACCACAUAUAAGGUGCCCUCUUUAUCUUUACAUUUCCAGCAUUCAUUUGAUCUUGCUUUAUACAUUUUAGCUAAUUUACUAGAGGUUAAAUACCAACGGUACAUAAUUUUCAUAUACUUUUCUUUCAAAGUACAGCAUGUUGUGAACUUUAAAUCCUGAUUCCAUAACCUCCCCCAUUCUGCCAAUUGUAUGUUAUAUUCAAAAUCUCUCGCCCAGUGUAUCAUCAUUGAUUUGACCUUUUUGUCUUUUGUAUACCAUUCUAAGAAUAAUUUUUACAUUUUUGAAAGUAAUGUAGUCUUAUCUUCUAACAGCUCCUUUUCAAAUUUAGAGGUUUCAUUAAAGAAACCUUUCUUUUUAUUCAUCUUAAAUAUAUCAUUAAGUUGAUGGUAUUUUAACCAAUCAGUUAAUAAUCCUCCUCAAACCUCUUUAAUUUCAACUCAUGAUCUAUUUCCAUUAAUAAUUAUUUAUAAGAUACCCAAUCAUUUCUCAUGUUAAUUUUUUUUAGAGACAUCGCCUCCAGUGGUGAAAGCCACCAUGGUGUUUUUUGUUCUGAUGAUUUUUUUAUAUUUUCCCCAUACGCUUUGCUUACUACAUGGUUCAAAAAGCUUUAUAAACUUUAACCUUCUCGUACCACAGAUAUGCAUGCCAGCCAAAUAGGUCUAAUAAACCAUCAGUAUUUUUUAAUAAUAUCCAUUCUUUUAACCAGCAUAAACAGGAUGCCUCAUAAUACUAAAUCCGGCAAGGAAAAUCCUCCGCUUUCUUCUUUGGUUUCUUCCCCUUCCAGAGGAAUCUAGUAAUAUAUUUCUGCCAUUCUCUUUUCCCCCUCUUGUUGUCUCUUUCUGUUGUGUUCUUCACAAUAUUACAAUUCGUUCUUGUUCUAAUUUUCAGGUUCCUUAUCUAAAAAAUGGAGGACUGGUAGGAAAACAAAGAACAUUAUUCCAGUGGCACAGUCUCAGCUGACAUUUGUGAAACCUUUAAAAACAGGUGAAAAUAAGUUCUUUGUGCUCUGUUAUUCUCCAUGAAAACAAAAGUCUCUUGGUGCAAGUGACAGUUUCAACACAUUUGCUAUAUUUUAGCUGAAAUUAGAUUGACCAGUACGACUUCAGAGUAUAGGCAUAUUCCAAAAGUAAAAGCCUGCAAAUUAAUACAUGUUUUCAUUGCUGUUGUGCUGCCCUUGGAAAAGGUGUCUCAGGCCCUGCGCCGCAGUCUACCCCACUGAGCAGUGUUCCUCACUGGGAAAGUCACCUCCUACCUACCUUCUUCCAUGGGUGGAUCUCUGGAUCCAACCUGGUGUCCAUAAUUGAGAUGUAAUGUAACUUUUAAUCUUUUUUCAAAGACAUUCCUAGACAUCCAAUGCCUUUUGUGGCCAAGAAUAUGUUUUACGAUGAGUGCUGGAAAGAGAAACAGCAACGAGGUUUUACUUGGUGGUUGAAUUUUGUACUUACUCCUGAUGACUUCACUGUGAAAACAGACACUUCACAAGGUAAAAGAGAUUUGCAGGGUCUUAAUGUUUCACAUAUAUAAGAAUUACUCUAGACUUCAGCAAUCCAGUUUGCUUACUUUAAAAUCUUUUCAUGAAUUUUCUUGUCAAUAUAAAUAUUAGUGUAACAAUACUAUUUCCACUGGGAAUACAAAAUAUAACAAAAUUACCUAAAACUGAUAAAUGACCAUCACUUCAAAUAAAUGUAUGUAAUCUGAUGUGCUAUUUCAUUUGAGCUGACGUUCUGCACUCAUAUGCACAGAGCUACUUUAACUUGAAAGCUCACAUGUGAAGUGCUGCUUCUGUUACUUGGUGUUUCUUUUUUGGAAAGCUUUAAACCCAUCAAUUCCUAAGUCGGGUGGUAGAUCUGCAGCCUCUUCUGCCCACCAGUCAUCUCACUCAGUUUACAAAAUUGAUUGUGGAGCCGAAAAAGUGCCACUCCCUUUGCGUGCUUCCAUUGUUAGCAUAUUGGAGCAUUUCUUGCUUUAUUUAUUAUAAAAUAAUAUUUAUAUACCGCUGUAUCAUGAAUAUAUCACAGCGGUUUACAACAAUAUAAAAACAAACUUAACCAAAAGCAUAAAAAGUUAAAAACAAAUUAAAAGCAAAAAGAAAUUUAAAACAAACAUCAAUAGAUCAUUGUGGGUGAGAUACCCUUUAAUUGCCUUCAUAGACCUGGCAGAAUAGAAGUUUUUAGCAAGUGUUUCAGAGUUGGCACGGAAGGUCAUUGCUCUCAUCUGCUAGCAACAACUGAAGGAAGUUCAUUCUUGGCUUUCCAAUACUGGCUAGUUCUGCUUCAAGCCAUAAUCCCUAGUUUGUGUGAAACCCUUAGCCAAGAAUCUUGGUAUGUUGCUCCUGUCCUUCCUGUUAGUGGGCAGUAGCGAAGUGUGAGUGAUCUGCACGUUCAGUGUAGACCUUUAGCUGUGGUUUACCAUGACUUAUAAAUGCACCCUUUCCUUUGAGCUUGUAUAAUCCUGGAUGCACACUGGGUAAAGUUUGUGUGAACUCUCUUCAAAGAUUGCAAAUAAUAUCAUAGCAUCAUAGGUGGCAGAGGGUCAAGAGGCCAGUAAGCCCAGUUUCCUACAGCAAGGAAGAACAAUCCAUUAAUUCAGCUUUCCCACCCAAUCAAAACAUUGUGCUUCUAUGGGUAUUUUGAUCCAGUUGAUUCAAUAUAAUAAUAAUAAUAAUAAUUUAUUAUUUAUACCCCGCCCAUCUGGCUGGGCUUCCCCGGCCACUCUGGGCGGCUUCCAAAAAAAUAUUAAAGUACUAUAAUACAUCAAACAUUAAAAGCUUCCCGAAACAGGGCUGCCUUCAGAUGUCUUCUAAAAGCCUGGUAGUUGUUGUUCUCUUUGACAUCUGGUGGGAGGGUGUUCCACAGGGAAGGCGCCACUACCGAGAAGGCCCUCUGCCUGGUUCCCUGUAACCUGGCUUCUCGCAGUGAGGGAACCGCCAGAAGGCCCUCAGUGCUGGACCUCAGUGUCCGGGUAGAACGAUGGGGGUGGAGACGCUCCUUCAGAUAUACUGGACCAAGGCCGUUUAGGGCUUUAAAGGUCAGCACCAACACUUUGAAUUGUGCUCGGAAACGUACUGGGAGCCAAUGUAGGUCUUUCAAGACCGGUGUUAUGUGGUCUCUGCGGCCGCUCCCAGUCACCAGUCUAGCUGCCGCGUUCUGGAUUAGUUGUAGUUUCCGGGUCACCUUCAAAGGUAGCCCCACGUAGAGCGCAUUGCAGUAAUCCAAGCGGGAGAUAACCAGAGCAUGCACCACUCUGGUGAGGCAGUCCACAGCCAGUGAAAUAAACUGCACUUUGUGGAAGGAGGCUAUAUUUUAAUUAUUUCAUAAAAUUUAUACAUCGCUCAAUUGUAAAAAACAACAACAACCCAACAACCCUCAAAAUGGUUUACAAAAAGGUUAUUAUUAUUAUUGGCUCUGUUUCAUCAGCCACUCUGGGCGACUUACAGCCUACAGUGGUAUCUCAGGUUAAGUACUUACAGUGGUGCCCCGCAAGACGAAUGCCUCGCAAGACGGAAAAACCGCUAGACGAAAGGGUUUUCCGUUUUGAAGUUGCUUCGCAGGACGAAUUCCCCUAUGGGCUUGCUCGCAAGACGAAAAUACCUUGCGAGUCUUGAGAUUUUUUUUUCGCUUUCCCCCCCCUUUAUCUAAUCUGCUAAGCCUUUAAUAGCCUUUAAUAGCCUUUUAGCAGCUAAUCCCCUAAGCCUUUAAGCCUUUAAUAGCCGCUAAACCGCUAAUAGCGCUAAUAGCGCUAAUCCGUCAAUGGGCUUGCUUCGCAAGACGAAAAAACCGCUAGACGAAGACUCUCGCGGAACGGAUUAAUUUCGUCUUGCGAGGCACCACUGUAAUUCGUUCCGGAGGUCCGUACUUAACCUGAAACUGUUCUUAACCUGAAGCACCACUUUAUCUAAUGGGGCCUCCUGUUGCUGCCGCGCCGCUGGAGCACGAUCUCUGUUCUCAUCCUGAAGCAAAGUUCUUAACCUGAAGCACUAUUUCUGGGUUAGCGGAGUAUGUAACCUGAAGCGUAUGUAACCCGAGGUACCACUGUAUAUUAAAACAUAAUAAAACAUCAAGCAUUAAAAACCUAUCGAUGCAGGGCUGCCUUCAGAUGUCUUCUAAAAGUUGUACAGUUCUUUAUCUCCUCAAUGAAAUCAAGAAAAAAUUACAAACAUUACAACAAAAGUUAUAAUACCAAGUAGAUUUUAACACUUGGAACUGUUUUCUCUCCAGUCAAUGCAGUGUCCGUUAUCUUGGGUGCAGAGUCUCAUAAACCAAGUGUUCCUAGAGCACCAACUAAAGAAGAAGUAUCCCUAAGAGCUUAUACAGCUCGGUGCAAGCUGAACAAACUUCGUCGCUCAGCUUGCCGUUUAUUUACAUCAAACGAGAUGGUUAAAGCAAUAAAAAGGCUGGAGAUUGAAAUUGAAUCAAAACACUUGUUAAUUCGGAAGGACAGACAUCUCUGGAAGGAUAUUGGUAAGAAUGUAGCUGUGUUCCAGAUAUUCCUACACAUAUGUAGAAAAAUUGAACUGUGGUGGGAAAUUGUAUACAAGAACGUGGCCAGGUCUAUUUAUGGCCUUCAGUUCUAUAAUCAACAAUCCACAGCUUGAUAAUAGCAAUUUCACGGUAUAUUCUUAGGUAACAACCUUUCCAGAUUUUUAUAUUAUCCUGCUUUUGCUUCUGUGUCCAUUGCAGGUGAAAGACAGAAAAUCCUCAACUGGCUUUUAUGCUAUAACCCACUAUGGUUGCGCAUAGGUCUGGAAGUAAGUUUGUAUUUUCGUAAUGUUUACAAAGCGUUCUUUGAGCAAGAUAUUCUCUUGUAGAAUUGCUAAGAUUUGUACUGGAAUCUGAAGUAAUCAACCUUAGGGACAUAAAGCUUGGUGAUAGUGACUGCUGGUAAUCCGUAGAACUGGUCUUAAGACUUUGAUAUUAUCUUUAUUUCAUGACUCAAAGGCAAGGAUGCAUAGCUGUCAGCUUUUCCCUUUUCUUGCGAGGAAUCCUAUUUGGAAUAAGGGAAUUUCCCUUUAAAAAAGGGAAACGUUGACAACUAUGAAGGGUGGGGAAUCAUGAGGCCACCCCCCUACCCGGCACCUGCCUGCCUGUCAUCUGCCAUCACUCGUGGUCAAGGGAAAUAUAAUUAAUAUUAUAUUGCUAUAGUUCUUUUAAUAAAUCUGCUGUGAAGAUCUGAAUUCUAUUGCUGCAAGGUUUUUGUUUUAUUUAAAGUGGAUUUUCUUUCUCUCAUUAAUGAAAGGUAGUCUAUGGUGAGCUAAUUGCCUUAGAGAGCAACAGCGAUGUAAUGGGCCUGGCAAUGUUUAUACUUAAUCGCUUGUUGUGGAAUCCAGAUAUUGCAGCUGAAUAUAGGCACCCAAGUGUGCCUCACUUGUAUCGAGAUGGUAGGUAUUUAUUUAUUUUUUGCUGUUUUAUAAUCUGUUUUAUACUUUUUAAGAUGCAGCUCUACAUACAAUCUGAUAUUGUUCUUACAGGACACGAAGAAGCAUUGUCAAAAUUUACGCUGAAAAAACUUCUUCUGCUAGUUUGCUUUCUUGAUCGCGCCAAGCUAUCUAGAAUUAUUGAUCAUGAUCCUUGCCUCUUUUGUAAAAAUGCAGAAUUCAAGGUAUUCCAAUUUAAGCCUCUAUUUUUGUUUUGUGCAUAAUUAGGUUGUUUUUUUGUGUGCUAAUUUUAAAAAAUUGAAUUUUCCAUUAAAAGAAGUAGUACCAGUGUUACAUAAGAAAAACAAAAGAGGGCAGAAUGAAUAUAGGAAGAAGAAAUGUUAGUAGAUUUGAGUGUAUAUGUGUGGAAGCCACAAGAUACUAAUUUUAAGACUUACAUUUGUUUCCCGAGGUGGUAAUUUUCUUCUGUGGCUGGAACAGGAAUUUUAAGUUGCCAUUAUCAAAUGCAGCUUGAUUUUGUGUGCUUAUUAGCUGAGGAAUAGGCAUUUAGCAAUUUCUCCACCCCCCUUUUUUAUAAAUAAUUUUUAUUAAUUUUUCCAACAUAAAUUUAUACAAAAUGAAACAUCCAAUUCUCACCAACUACUUCUUUUUGGACUUCCAUCAACAUGUCUGACAAUUCUCCGUAUUAGCAAUUUCUUUUUAUUGACUGUGGUAGGUAGUAGUCUUAUUAAUGUUUGUGACUAAAGUCUAUGACUGGUUAAACAUACUGGAAGUUAAGAGAAUUCCUGUUUGCCUUACUUGAAAAUGAGCCCCAUGAUGUGCGCACAGAACUGAUAAUCUUGCAUGAAUGUAAUUUGUUGCCUUUUCUCUAGUCUAGUAAAGAGAUACUGCUGGCAUUUUCCCGAGAUUUUCUAAGUGGAGAAGGUGAUCUUUCUCGCCAUCUAUAUUUCCUGGGCUUUCCAGUUCAUCACGUGCAGACUCCACUCGAUGAGUUUGACUUUGGUGUAACAAAUCUAGCCACAGAUUUGCAAUGUGGCAUUCGUCUAGUGUAAGUCUUCACUGCAUUUUAUUGCUGAAGUUAUAGAAGGAUUUCACUUGAGGAAAUGGGCUAUAUUUUUAACAUGGUAUCUUUGUAUUUUCAGAAGAGCAUUGGAACUACUGUCGUCAAACUGGAGUCUUUCCAAAAAAUUAAGAGUUCCUGCAAUAAGUAGACUUCAAAAGUUGCAUAAUGUCAAGAUUGCCUUUGAAGUACUAAAAGAUCAUGGAAUACAGUUGGAAGAUGAACAUGGUAAGUGCCAGCAAAGUAGAAAGUAGUCCCCUUAUAAAAUAAAUGUGUGGAUGCUGCAAAUCAGUAACCUAUUUGACUGAUUUAUAGGUACAUCGAUUGACGCUAAGGAUAUUGUGGACCGGCAUAGAGAGAAAACACUUGCACUGCUGUGGAAAAUAGUAUUUGCUUUUCAGGUAUUGCGUAAUGAUUUUUUGGCAGUUAAUCUCUGCAACAUAUAUUAAAGAUGUGUAGUAUGCAUCUAGGACUUGCAAUAUUGUAUCUUCAAAAAAAUGGGGUGCUGUAUAAAAAAUGGCCUGUAUAUAGAAGCCAAUACUACUGAAGGGCAGUUCUCAAAAGCAAUUCCAUGCCUAUACCAAAUGCACAGAGAUGACCUCACCAACUGCAUGUAAAGUAGAACAUCAGUACAGUUGACUCCCAACUUCCAUACAUUUAACUUGUACAAUCACAGCUUUAUGCUGGCAGCCAGCUUGUUGAAAUCACAGAAAUUGUGAUUGUGAAAUCACAGAAAGUGUGGAAAGAGCUUUUAAGCUUCUCCACCUUGCUUCCUGGGUUCUGGGAGGUUCUUGUGUGAGAUCUUGCAGGAUCUCCCAAAGCCCGGUAAGCAAGGUGGAGAGCCUUGCAUGGGGGGGCCAAGUCACACCAGCUUUGGAAAGGUAGAGGUGCUGCUGUUAGGGAGAUUCUGGGGUUUUAACUACAUGCAGCUUCAGCUUUGCACACAAUCCCUGGAACGUAACCCCUACACAAGUUGCAAGAUGGGGAACACUGAAUAUGUGGGAGAAAAGGCCGUAUGUCUUACAUAGUUAGAUGAGCUAUGCUUUUAUAAUUGGUAGUGAUGUGAAAUGUUACAUGAGAUGUACAGAACUGGUGCAUCAAAAAAGGGAAGACAUCGAGGUCUGAUGCCUUUAAAAAUACUAUCAACAAAUUUACGAUCAUUGCAAUUAAUUAUGGAAAAAUAGUCUUGAUGAAUUUUAUCACAUAACAAAAUGUGCUGUGGAGUCGAAAGAGUUCUUGUUCAUCUUAAAUUGGUUAUACAGGUGGAUAAACAGUUUACAUUUUCUUUCAUAUGUUAUUUAGCCAUCUCCAAAUUUUAAACCAGAGCAAGUUUGUGUUUUGUCAGGUUUGACAUUGUUCUGCCACCAAAUGUUCCACCUUAGUCUGCAAUUGCUAUAUUCACCUCAGAGCAGUGAUGUGGGCCAGGACAUUUUCAGUGUUUUAUCUUUCUACUGAAAAAUGUUACCGCUGUUUCAUGAGUUCAUUUUCUAAAACAAGGUUUUCUGGAAAACACAUCUUGCUGCUUGCAGAGUAAGCUUCAUUAAAUUAAAUGAGAGUUGCUUUUGAAUAAACAUGUUUGGACUUGUUAUUUGUCGUUUGUUUAGCAUGCUUUGAGAAAUACAGUGAUUUACAUAUCCCUAAAGAUCAGAAACUCUCAUCUUUAGAAAUAAUAUUUUAAAUUUGUUCUUGUUUAGGUGGAGGUUUCCCUUGAUAGGGAUCAGUUGAAAGAAGAAAUUGAUUUUUUGAAGAACAUGCACGUUACAAAAGUGAAGUCUGCUGCUUUAGAAUCUCGUGUUGCCAACAAAGUGAGAAAAGACAGCAGUAACUUUUAUUCAUCCGAAAGCUGCAGUGAAAAUGUAAAGAUGCUGAUGGAUUGGGUCAAUACUGUCUGUGGGUUUUACAAUGUCAAGGUAAAAACUUUCCCAAUAAUCAAUUUCUGUAAUGACACAUCUCUGUUCUGUUUCCUCCCCAAUAAGCAAACAAGGGAUGAAAGUAUUAUUUGAUAGACCACAACUUUGCUUUACUAAUUGAUGGAAGCCAGUUUUAAUCAGUGGGACUGAGAUUUAAGGAGAUAUUUAUUUAUUUGGCUGUUCAGCAUGUUUUUAUUAUGGUGCAUUAUAAAUGACUGGAAAAUGGCAUAAUGGGCUGUACUUGCCGCAAUCUUGCCUGCCCAUUUCUUAUUAAACUUCAUUGAUGCUAGGAUGUCAUCCUUUUGUGGGGGAGGGUGCCUAAUGACCUGACAUUAGGGAUUUACAUAUGUUCCUAUGAAACAGUACUGACAAAAUCAAUAGGUUCUCCUUUCCUUUCCAACAAACUGGUUUAAAGGAAACAUUUGGAUGGACUGUUUAAAUCUACAAUGAUGGCCAUAUCAAAUGGUAACUUGUUGUUGAUGCAUCAAAGCUAAUCUGACGAACACUAAGGAUAAAUUUACUUGUUUCAUGGUCCAAGUUGCUUCUUGGAAAGAAUUGGAAAAUGGUAGGAAACAACCUUGUACUGAGUCAGACCAUUUAACUCAGUCCAUUUAACUCAGUAUUGUUUGCACUGAAUGGCUGCAGAACUCCAGGGUUUUAGAUGGGACAUUCCUGUUCCUACCUGGAGAUGCUGGGGAUUGAACCCGGGACCUUUGCAUGCAAAACAGAUGCACUGCCACUGAGCUGUGGCCCAUCCAAUGCACAUCUCUUAGAACUUACUAUUCUGAAAGCUGCCAAAGGUAAAUAACCAAAUACUGUGUUUUUAUAGAACAUCUUUCUUUAAGGUUUGUUGUACCAAACAGGACAAGCAGAUCCUAACCUGAUUUUCUUUGGUACACUACAAAUUUAUACUUUAACUUAGUACUGUUUUUGAAGAUUUCAUGCCACUGUAAUUUCUGCAAGUGUUCCAAUAUAAUAACCCCUAGAGAACCCCAAGUAAAAGAAGAUUAUUACCACAAUUAUCUGGCUGUAAAGAGCAAGGGGUAUUAAAGUUAGUAAUUUUCAGACUUUGAAUACUGUGGUGUAGGAAGGGUAUUUUCCCCUCUAGAUUUGCUUUUCAAAAAGAAAAGCCAUCGGAAGAAAGGAAUGCAUUGUUGAGUAGGCUAGAGUUCAGAAAUGGAGGCCUAGAAUUCAGCUUUAUUAGCACAUGGUAUGCUGAUACAAACCUUCAAAUAGAGAAGCCACUGGCAGAAAAUAUUUGCUUAACUGGUUUUGUGUUUUUAACUAGGUUGAAAACUUUACAGUAUCCUUCUCGGAUGGAAGAGUGUUGUGUUAUUUGAUUCAUCAUUAUCAUCCAUGUUAUGUGCCUUUGGAAGCUAUCUGCCAGCGCACAACUCUAACAGCAGAAUGCACCAAAAGUGGUACAGUUGCUCUAAAUUCUUCCUCUGAGUCUGAUUCUUCUCUGACUGUACUCAAUGGAGCUUUUGAUGAAAGUGAGUUCAUUAAAUGAUUAUUGAAGGCAGAGGGAAGAUGCUUAUUACCACUUUAUUUGACUUAAUAAAUUUAAUCUUUUUUGUCUGUUGUUUUUUUUAAAAUAAAGCUAUAACUUCUUCCGUGCUUUAUAAAGAACUCCUUGACAAUGAGAAGAGAAACUUCCAGCUGAUUAAUGCUGCAAUUUCUGACCUUGGUGGUGUUCCUGCUAUGAUUCACCAUUCAGACAUGUCUAAUACAAUUCCUGAUGAGAAGGUAGUCAACCAUGUCUUUACAAUUCACCAUUGCCUUGUUCAAUCACAACUUACUUUUAUCGCAACUUGCUAAGUUUCUGUAUGUUCUCUGCUCUCUUGGUUUUCUGUAGGUAGUUAUUGCCUAUGUGUCAUUUCUUUGUUCGCGACUUGUAAAUCUUUCUAAAGAGAUUCGAGCAGCUCGACUGAUUCAGUCAGUGUGGAGGGAACACAGAUUGAAAACAAGAUUAGCAAAGGUAUUUCUUUGAGUUACUUUGCAUGUUUCCUAAAUUAUCAGGAGAUAGAUUCUACAGUAUCUAUCAAUGCUAUAUGGACAUACUCAAUCAGCAGUGGAAUUUUUAUUUUGCUAGAUUUUUGAAGAAAAAUCCAAAGGUGCAGUUGUAAUUCAGAAGCAUUGGAGAAGAUACAUGGCCCAGGUGAAACUUCAGAAAUUAAAAAAAGCAAAGCAGGAAGAAGUUGAAAGAGUAUCUUCUGUUGUCAUUCAGGUAUGAUUGACUUUUCAUGUGAAAUUACUAUGUCAAAAUUACUGCAUUUCCUAGCCGAUUGAUAUUGCCAGGUGCUGUUUCAUUUCUGCCCAGAAUAAGAUUUCAGAAUCAAGUAAAAUAUGGUUCACUGUUAGAACACUUUAUAUGCCAUACUUUUGUAUAAAGAAUAUUGAAUUUUAUUGUUCGAGUCCACCAGCUUACUUAAAAUAUAUGCAUAGAAAGAAUUGGCCAUUUUUCUUGUAUUAAAACUGUAAAUGUGCAGUGAAAUCUGAUUCUUACAGCUGUGUGUCACUUUUUCCACCCCAGACUUACUGGAGAAGAUACAACGCAAGAAGAAAAUACUUGCAGCUUCGGCAAUAUACAAUUAUUGUGCAAGCAAGGAUAAGAAUGUUCCUUGCUGUUGCUGCUUAUAAAAAAGUUUGCUGGGCUGCUCUCACUAUUCAGAGGCACUUCAGGGCUUUUUUGAUAGCAGAAGCCCAUCGCCAAAAAUAUCAAAGUAUGAAACAGGCAGCGCUUGUGAUUCAGUCUGCAUUUAGAAGAUGGAAAGGCUGCAAAAUGAAUUCAAAAGUUGAAAUAGAGAAGCGACUGCAAGCAACUGAACUGGCAAAGAAAGAGAGAGCUGCAGUUGUAAUUCAGUCAUGGUACAGGAUGACCAGAGAUCGAAACAAUUACUUACAUAUCAGACACAGUGUUAUCAAGAUACAGGCCUUGUUCAGAUGUCUUCAAGCUAAAUUCAUUUACAAACGGAAAAGACUGUGUGCGGUGGCUAUUCAGAAGCGUUACAGAGCUUACAGGAUGAGGAAAAUUGACAGGGAAACAUAUUUGCAGAAACGUUCAGCAGCUAUAUUCCUGCAAUCUGCUUAUAGAGGAAUGAAAGCUCGUUUAUUGUGUAGACAAGUCAGAGCUGCCUGUGUCAUUCAGGUACACUACCGUGCAUACAGAAAGCAAAUUUUUCUGAGGCUGAAGUUCUUACAGCUAAAAAAGGCUGCUGUGUGUUUGCAAGCAGCUUACAGGGGCUAUAAAGUACGGAAAAUGUUUAAGUGUCAGAAAACGGCUGCUGUUAAGAUCCAGUCUGCUUUGAGGGCUUAUGCUGCAAGAAGAAAAUACCAAGCUUUGAUUCAAGCUACCCUUGUGAUUCAGAGAUGGUACAGGGCUUCCAAAAUCAGAACAAGCUUUUUGAAGACGAGAACAGCUGUAAUUUACUUGCAGGCAGCUCUGCGUUCCUGGCAAGUAAAGAAAUGCAUUAAGAGCUGGCAUGCUGCCGCAAUUAAAAUACAAUCUGCCUUUAGGAGAUACAUGGCUCUGAAAAAGUUCAGGAUGGUGAGAAAUGCUGCUCAAACACUUCAGCAGCACUACAGAGCCAAACUUUUGGGCAGAAAACGGCAGCAGGAAUAUGUUGUGCUUCGCAACAGCAUUGUACAACUCCAGGCAGCUUGGAGAGGGAGGGUUGUGAGGAAGGCAAUCCAAAAACAGCACCACGCUGCAGUAGUCAUACAGUCCUAUUUCAGGAUGCACAUCAGUCAAAGAAAGUUUAAAAGUUUCAGAGGGGCUGCCAUUAAGGUUCAAAGGUGGUAUCGUGCUGCUGUCCUAGCCAGGAGUGAAAGGCAGGAAUAUCUCACUUUAAAGGUUGCAGUUGUUAAAAUGCAAGCAAUUUACAGAAGCGUAAGAGCAAGGCGUGAAAUUCAACGCAUGCACCAAGCAGCAGUUAUUAUCCAAGCCAUGUUUAAAAUGCAUCAGAGUAAGGUUAGAUAUCAGGCAAUGAAACUGUCAGCAAUUGUAAUUCAGAGGCACUACAGAGCUCAUUGCAGAGGGAGAAUGGAACGGGGGAAAUAUCUCAAGUUAAGGAAGGCUUCUCUUGUACUUCAGGCUGCCUACAGGGGCAUGAAAGUUAGACAGGAACUAAAAGCUUUGCACCAGUCUGCAACUUCUAUUCAGUCAUUUUAUCGAAUGUACAAGCAGCGAAAAUGUUUCCUGAAGCUAACAGCAGCGGCAAAACUGAUUGAGCAGUGGUAUUGUGGUUGUAAAUGUCGCAAUGCUCAGAUGCGCAAAUACAGGCAGAUGAAGACUUCUGCCAUCCAAAUACAGGCUGCCUUCCGAGGUAUGAAAGCGAGGCUCCAUUUGCAAAAGAUGCAUAUGGCUGCCACCACCAUCCAAAGGCAAUUCAGAACUUUUCUUCAGAGGCAAAGGUUUGCUUCUCUUAAGGCAGCUGCUGUGACAAUUCAGAGGAAGUACCGAGCAAUGGUACUCUCUAAACAGCAGCGUGAAGAGUAUGUCCAGCUCUAUAAAGCUGCCAUUGUAAUACAGUCUGCCUUCAGAGGCCUGCUGGCCAGAAAACGUGUGAGCCAAAUGCAUGGAGCUGCUACGGUUAUCCAAGCAGCCUUUAGAAGACAUACAGCUUAUACUCGAUACCAAGCUGUGAAGCUUGCUUCUGUUUCCAUACAGCAGCAUUAUAGAGCAUACCGUGAGAUGAAACACGCUAGAGGACUCUACUUAAAAUAUUGCCACUCUGCUUUAGUUCUUCAGGCUGCUUACAGAGGAACGAAAGUGCGAUGCAUCUUGAGGGAACAACAUUAUGCUGCAACAGUCAUACAGAGUAACUACAGAAGGCACAGGCAGCAGUGUUCCUACAAAAAAUUACAACGGGCAGCCAAAGUUAUACAGGUUCAAGUCAGGGCCAAUAAGCUGUGCAAAACUGCAGCCCAGCAGUAUUCCUCUGCUAAAAGUGCCGCCAUUUGCAUCCAGAAAGCUUUUCGCUGGAUGAAGGCAAGACGAUGUCAGCAAAGGCACCAAGCUGCCAUUGUGCUUCAGCGGAAUUUUAAAAUGCAGAGAGAACGUAGAAAAUACCUUGCUUUGAAAGCAGCUGCUGUAGUCCUUCAGAGACGGUACAGAGCGUCGGUUCUGGCAAGGAGGCUGUCUCAGGAAUACGUUUCUGUUUGUGCAGCAGUUAUCUGUGUCCAGUCUUUCUACAGAGGAUUUAAAAUCAGGAAGGAAAUUGAGCGCAAACACUUAGCAGCAAAGGUAAUUCAAGCAACAUUUAGAAUGCACAGGGCUAGGGUCUCUUACCAAAAGCUGAGAGGUGCUGCUGUCACCAUACAAAAUUCCUACCGGUCUUACCUAAAGGGAAAACACCAGCAAAAUACACACCUGGCAAUUAAGAACUCUUCUGUAAUGAUUCAGUCCACAUACGGAGAGUUAAGAACACGGCAAGAAGUGAAAGCUAUGCACGUUGCAGCAACUCUCAUCCAGUCUCUCUACCGAAUGCAUGCCCAGCGCAGACAUUACAAGUUGAUACGCAGGGCUGUGAUAACUAUUCAGUCUGCCUAUCGUGGAACGGUAGCACGCCGAAAGGCAAAGAAAAUUCGUGCGGCCAGGAAGAUUCAGUCCUUCAUUCGCAUGACUGUGGCUCGUAGAAAGUUUAUUCGCCUCAAAACAGGAGCUACUGCAGUACAGACUCAUCGCUGUACAAAUAAAGCCAUAGAACAAUACCAGAAAUACUGGGAAGCUGCACUUUUAAUACAGCGGCGUUAUCGGUCUUACCUGGCUAUGAAACACCAAAGAAUAGCUUAUUUGCAAACUUUGAAGAGCAUCAUCAUAAUGCAAGCUACAGUCAGGAGUUUCCUUGAACAUCUAAGGCUCUGCAGAUUGAAAAGUAUCCAGGUAUUUAGGUAUACUUGCUUCAACAUUACUUGUUACUGAUUCCUGUAAUAUAUGUACACAAGAACCACUCCUCUGAGUCAAAAGCAGGGUGGGCAUUAUGGCUAGAUUCUUAUUAUAAUGCAUAUGUUCUUUCCCUCUUUGAAUCCUAAACCUCAUUCUGUGCUUUUUUCUGUUCUGCUGGUCUUCUAUCUUAUACAAAAUAGUAUACCAGCAAAAGGAGAUACUGUAUGUUUUUCUAUACAAAAUAGCUUGAAGCAAAGGCCCCAAAUCUGUCUUUUAUCAAAAUCUAAGGUAUUUUUAAAAAGUGCUUAAAUUUGUCUAGAUCUUGUGAAUUUUUUUCUACUGAUUCAGAAGCGGAAGUGAAAGCCGUAACCAAAAGUGGUAGUGGUGCAGGGGGGAGUUCUAGUCUUUCGUUAGAGCAAGUUGGUUUGCAACUUUCUUGUUCAAGUUCCUUGGGUAUUAUUAUUAUUAUUAUUAUUAUUAAUUCUCCCCACUCUGCACAGCUCUCAACAGAAUUAAAAGCACAAUAGAACAUCAAACUUUAAAAACUUCCCUAAACAGGGCUGCCUUCAGAUGUCUUCUAAAAGUCAGAUAGUGAUUUAUUUCCUUGACAUCUGAUGGGAAGGCGUUCCACAGGGUGGGCGCCAUUACCGACAAGGCCCUCUGCCUGGUUCCCUGUAACCUCACUUUUUGCAGUGAGGGAACUGCCAGAAGGCCCUCAGAGCUGGACCUCAGAGUCUGGGCUGAAUGAUGGGGGUGGAGAGAUAUAUUUGAGAUACAUGUCUACUGCUGGUAGUCAAAUUGCCUGGCCAUGACCUUACAGUUUUGGAUUAAGGUCCUUACAGAACUAUCUAUGCCCGUAUGACCCAGGGAUUCAAGAUUGGUACAGGGGCCUUGCUUGCAUGACUGCCAGGCAGAGAGGUAAGAUGGGGUGGGCACAACCUUUUUGUGGUGUUCCCCAUGGUUGUGGAACGUCCCUUCCCAACCUUUUCCAUGGUAAUGUUUAAGGCAGGCUGUACAGAUUAUUAAUGAGUGUUCACCAAGAAGUAACUUUCACUUUUAGUAUUAUACCGACUGUGAUACACUGAUAAAUAUUUUUACUGCUGUUACAAUUGUGAUGCCGUUUUAUACAUUUUGAAUGUUUUUAUGUCCCCCCUCCCUUAUGGUUUUGGCACAGAACCGGCAGAGUUUUCUCCUUCGUUUUGCAGCUGCUGCAUAUCAUCAUCUUGCUGCUGUUAGAAUUCAGAGGGCUUACAGAGCUUUUCACUCGAAGCAAGCACACUUGCAGCUCUCUUCAGUUCUGUACAUUCAGGUUAGCUUUUAGAACAAAUGUAUUGCUCUAGGAGCUUCUUUCUACCAAGUGCCUCUUCUGUUCUUGAAAAUGCUCAGUCUUUUUUAUUAGUUCAUGUUACAGUGGUACCUCGGGUUACAGACGCUUCAGGUUACAGACACUUCAGGUUGCAGACUCCACUAACCCAGAAAUAGGGUUAAGAGCUUUGCUUCAGGAUGAGAACAGAAAUUGCUGCUGCAGUGCAGCGGGAGACGGAGACCCCAUUAGCUAAAGUACCUCAGGUUAAGAACAGUUUCAGGUUAAGAACGGACCUCCAGAACGAAUUAAGUUCUUAACCCGAGGUACCACUGUACUUACACAUGUCUUGAAGUUCCAAGUUUCAUCAAGACCAUCUCUUUAAUUCCUUUAAAAAUGUGUAGGUAAUCUUAGCGAGAAAAUAUUUUUCUCUUUGUCCUGUGUGUGUUUAAGCAGAGGUGGUAUCGAGCAAAACUGCAGAGGAGGAGAUACCUUCAAGAUCGUGAGAAGAUUAUUAAAAUACAAAGAAGGGUGAGGAGACGGAAGAGUUGUGGAAAUGUAGCUGCAAAUGCGGUUCAGGAAGGCAUGAACCAAGAAGCCCUAAUCAAUGGAGUAACUAAAUUUCAGGUAAACCAAGAUCCUAGAGAGACUGCUUCUGUUUUAUUGAGUCAUAUGGUUAUAUUUAAGGCCUUGUUUUAUUCUUAUGUGUGAGAGUUGUAACCAUGGGGCAUGAAGUGGUAAGGGCCACAGCUUAGUGAUAGAGCUUUGAAUACAAAAAGCCCACAGUCAGCCCCUGACAUCUUCAGGUGGGCUGUAUAUGACCCCUGUCUGAAACACAGGAGUCACUACCAGCCUUUGGUAAUCUCUCCCUAGGAGCAAGAUGUACUAAUGGCCUGACUUGAUAGAAGGCACUUCCUGCGUUUGCUAAGGAUGAUGGGAAUAUUGCCACAGCAGGAAUGAUAUUCUUAUGGAUUCUAAUGGGGUGCAUGGCUCCAUUCUUAACGUCUACAUUUGGACUUUCCUUUCACUUAUUCACUGUGGCGAAUGGAAUUGGAGUAGUUUUUUAUCUAAACUACCUUUUAUCUAACCUUUUAUCUAAAAAUCCACCUUUUAUCUAAAAAUCUGACUAUUUUCUGUAUUUAUAUGCUGCUUUAAUUGUCAAAACCCAUCAGUAAACAUAAAGCAAACAUUCUAGAAACCACUGAAAAAGAGAAAGAUAAGAAUAAAAUCAGCUGAGAUAUGAACACGUCUUUUCUGUUCUGCUUCUGAUCACUGAAUGAUGCCUGGAAGCCACUGAAUGCAAAAUAUUAAUUGUGCUAGAAUUGGUUGGAAAACCAUAAAAUUAUAUUCCGUAAUGUAACAGGCUUUCUCCUCUCCCUUUCCUUCAAUAUGAAUCACUUUCCCCCUCGCACCCUCAUCCAUCAUAAGUCACUGUGGAGAGGGUAUUUAUGUAGGAAGAAGACUGACACAGCAAAAAUGAGAGCUCUGCGAGAUAGCUUGUCGAUUGCCAAUAAAGAAAGCAACGAAGAUAAGAAGCUAUGCAACAGAACAGCACUUGCCAUUGAUCGGCUUCUCAAAUAUAAACACUUUUCUUACAUUCUGGCAGCUUUAAAAGACUUGGGUUUGUAUUUUUUAGAUUAAAAUUAAUUCCCAAUACACCAUUAAUACCAUUCUUUCUACAAAUUUACCAACAUAAAAGGUGUAGCAGUAAAGAUGGGGUGGUGGUGGAAUUACAUCAUUAUUACCUGCCUAGUACAGUGGUACCUCGGUUCUCGAAUUUCUCCAUUGAUGAAUGUUUCAGAACCUGAACGUCGAAAACCCGGAAAGAAAUGCUUCUGUUUUCAAACACGCCUCGGAAUUCGAACAGCUUCCGCUGUGUGUUUUUCCAUUUUCUCAAUUGAAUUUGCAGACAGCCCUUUGCACCUCAAUUUUUGAAAAUUUUGGAACUCAAAUGGUUUUCCAGAAAGGAUUAUGUUUGAGAACUGAGGUACCACUGUACUUUCAUAUUGGAAGGACUAGUUUUCCUGGUGUGUGGUGGAAAAUGGGAUCAUUUGACCAGAGUAGAAUGGCAUCCAAUCCAACCCCACUUCAUGCACUGAGAAGCAUGAAACUUCUCUACCCCGGUGGUUCCCCAUUAGCUAAGUACCACAGACCCCUUGUUUUUCAAAAGCAAUGCCAUGGACCCCCUACUUUUGAAAAUGUUGAUAUUUCUGUGGUGGUUUUUGUUAUGUGAAUGGUGCCACCAUACCCUCCAACAUGUCCCAGUGCAGAAUUUGGGUGUGUGCUUGUGCAAGUCACAGGACCUGCAUGGUGCCCGGAAACAUGUGCUUUUGGGUGCCAUGCUGCCCAUGACAGUUGAUGGGUGCCACAGACCCCCAAUAGAGAACCAUAGCUCCAUCUCAAUUACUGUGUGUCAAUGAGAACUGGCCACUAUUUCCAUGGUGCAUUUCAUCCAACUGUUGCCACCCUGAAAAUAGGCUGAUCCAUAUUCCUUUCUCGCUCCCUCUCCAGAGGUUGUUACCCGACUAUCACCCGUUUGCUGUGAAAGUAUGGUCCAGAAUGAAGCGGUACCCACUAUUUUUACUUUGAUACGGAGUUGCAAUCGCAGUGUCCCAAGCAUGGAUGUCAUACGUUAUUCUGUCCAGGUCCUGCUUAAUUUGUCAAAGGUACUUCUGCAUUUUCAAGUUUUGUUGAAUGGUCCCAGUCCCCUUUUUAUUGCCAGAAUUUGGGGCUUAGAGCUGCUCUUGAUCGCUGCUCUUGGACUUGAGAGCUCCAAUUCAGAAUGGGGCAGGAGUGAGGACACUCCUUCCUGCAAAUCCACUAACAGUCGUCAGAGUGUUGUUUUGCUGUUUUCUUUACACUACUAUAUAUAUCCAGUGUAAGAAGUCUGUUAAAACUGUCUCAAAUACAAUGACACCUUCUUUGCUCAAAGUUGGAGGGAAAGUACUUAACCAGAACUGUUUUUCUUUUCAAGUAUGAAAAGACAACUGAAGCUGUUUAUACAGUGGAGAAUUGUGUUGAUACUUUACUGGACCUACUUCAGAUGUACAGAGAGAGAGCUGGCGACAAAGUUUCAGAGAAAGGUGGAAGCAUUUUUACCAAGACGUGCUGCCUGCUUGCUCUUCUUUCAAAGGACUCAAGAAGAGCUUCUGUAAGUUUUGGUUGCUCUCCACUCCAUCCCAUCAUUAACUAUUGUGAAAUUGUUUUCCCGUUUGUGAGGGAUGAGCGGGAGAGAUUUGCCACAGUGGCUCGUAAUAUACAAAUACGGCUGGUAGUGUGUUAAAGCUGCUAUUUUACACAGCCAGUUAGUGCCAAAUGCAUUUUACCUCUGUUGAGAAAGGAAGAGGAGUGUUUAAGCUGGAGACCUGAUAUUUGGGAACAGCAAUGGUGCUGUUGGAGGAUAAUAAUAAUAAUAAUAAUUUAUUAUUUAUACCCCGCCCAUCUGGCUGGGCUUCCCCGGCCACUCUGGGCGGCUUCCAAAAGAAUAUUAAAAUACUAUAAUACAUCAAACAUUAAAAGCUUCCCGAAACAGGGCUGCCUUCAGAUGUCUUCUAAAAGCCUGGUAGUUGUUGUUCUCUUUGACAUCUGGUGGGAGGGUGUUCCACAGGGAAGGCGCCACUACCGAGAAGGCCCUCUGCCUGGUUCCCUGUAACUUGGCUUCUCGCAGUGAGGGAACCGCCAGAAGGCCCUCGGUGCUGGACCUCAGUGUCCGGGUAGAACGAUGGGGGUGGAGACACUCCUUCAGAUCUUUGACAGGCAAGCUUUGGAACUGUGUCACUCUAGGAUUGGAUGGUGAGGGGUCUUAUAACUUCCAUUAAAACUGGUGCUUUUCUGUGUGUUUCCUAAAGGUUUAUUCCUUUCAGGUUUCAUUGAGCUAAGCAUUACACUGUAUUUAACUGUAAAAUGUGGUUUAAUUUUUAGGAGAUCCGAGGCAGCUCACGAGUAGUUACUCGCCUUCAGAGCCUGUUUAAACUCACAGCACGGAAACAUCAAAUGGAUGCACGAAGAAUGCUUGCCAAACAGAAGUUGGCCGCAUACAAAAAUGGGCAUUUCUCUGUCCCAGCAACUCCUCUAAGGACUACAAUAGUUUCAAGGUAAGAAAUCCUAACCUUUCAAUUUCCGUGCUUAAAAGAGAGAAAAAAAUCCUGCUUUUUCAGUACAAUUUCCUCCCCUUUAACCUACAGGCAGAGACCAGAAUGGGUUCUAAGGAAAGAUAAUAUAAAAGAGAUUGUUGAUCCUCUGCAAGCAAUUCAAAUGGUAUUGGAUACACUUGGAAUUCCUUAUUACUAAAGAAUGACUUAAAAUGAUAUUAAAAAAAAGUAUUGUCAGGAUCAGCUUUCAUAUUAUGUAGAGUGUCAUAUAAAUCUAUAUCCAAUUUUAUCAGUAUAUAUUUGUGAUACCUCAGUUUUACUGCACAUUUUUGUAUGUCAGCUUGUGAUUGGUAUUGUCUUUAUUAAUUACUUGGAUAUGAUUUGUAAGUAACAAACUAAACUAUGUAUUUUUUUUAAAGGCUGAGAUUUUGUACAAUAAAAUGGAAACCAUUCUGUUUAC
Messenger RNA from Podarcis lilfordi (Lilford's wall lizard), 26962 nucleotides. Lineage: Eukaryota; Metazoa; Chordata; Lepidosauria; Squamata; Lacertidae. The record is from the annotation of a GenBank genome assembly.